This is a messenger RNA of Tripterygium wilfordii, 1136 nucleotides long. Its product is annotated as xyloglucan endotransglucosylase/hydrolase protein 22-like. The record is from RefSeq and is a predicted model, not a curated record. Bases 110 to 970 code for a protein of 286 amino acids. Gene Ontology annotation, cellular component: apoplast; cell wall. Gene Ontology annotation, molecular function: hydrolase activity, hydrolyzing O-glycosyl compounds; xyloglucan:xyloglucosyl transferase activity. The transcript is spliced from 3 exons. Lineage: Eukaryota; Viridiplantae; Streptophyta; Magnoliopsida; Celastrales; Celastraceae. Gene Ontology annotation, biological process: xyloglucan metabolic process; cell wall biogenesis.
CAUUGCACCUUUUUAUAACCUCUACAAUUAACGUGUCUAUAUAUAUACACACACACACACACAGUGCCACUAUCAAAUUCUUCAUACAACAACACUUGACAAUUAAACAAUGGCUUCCUCUGGUUCUCUUGGCCUACUAAUUUCCUUGUUAGUUAGCGUUUCGAUCAUCAACUUUUCAGUUGCUGGCAACUUCGACCAAGAAUUUGACAUAAUUUGGGGAGACGGGCGUGGUAAGAUACUUAACAAUGGUCAAAUUUUAACACUUUUGCUUGACAGGGCCUCUGGUUCUGGCUUCCGAUCCAAGAACGAGUAUCUAUUUGGCAGAAUCGACAUGCAACUUAAGCUUGUUCCUGGCAACUCUGCCGGCACCGUCACAGCCUAUUAUAUGCGAUCAGAAGGAGCAACAUGGGAUGAGAUCGACUUUGAAUUUCUAGGAAACGUAACUGGCCAGCCUUACACUGUUCACACCAAUGUUUACAGCCAAGGCAAAGGUGACAGGGAGCAGCAGUUCCACUUAUGGUUCGAUCCAACCGCAGAUUUCCACACCUAUUCCGUUAUUUGGAAUCCCCAACGCAUCAUAUACUUGGUAGAUGGCACUCCUUUAAGAGAGUUCAAGAAUUUGGAGUCAAUUGGCGUUCCGUUCCCAAAGAACCAAGCCAUGAGAAUACACUCGAGUCUGUGGAACGCGGACGAUUGGGCGACAAGAGGUGGGCUUGUCAAGACAGACUGGUCGCAAGCUCCCUUCACUGCCUCCUACAGGAAUUUCAUUGCAGAUGCUUGUGUUUGGUCUAAUGGUAGAUCUUCUUGCCCUGCAAAUUCGUUAUCCCGAAAUGCGUGGUUCGCGCACCAAGUGGACGGGACGAACCUGCAGAGGCUCAGAUGGGUGCAGCAGAAUUACAUGAUUUAUAAUUACUGUACCGACUUGAAGCGAUUUCCUCAAGGUGUUCCUAAAGAAUGUGCCUGGCAGUGACUCCUCUGUAUAUAUGUAUAGUCUAUUAAUCCUACCUUGUAAUAUAAUGGGCAGUUGUUUUUUAAUUUUAUAUAUUUACGUGUUGUUGCCUAGAAUGUAGAAAAGAAAAAUGUUGCUAGGCUUAUAUGUAACAAUAAAUAAAAAUGGAAAAUAUGUUCUUAGUAAA